UCACUUUGCGAGGGAGAGCGCUCCUCUGCCAAACUAAAGAGUCAAAUACGGCAAACAAGAGCUCCCACACACACAAUCAUGGCAGAGGAACCCGCCCCGGAAUCCGGAUCCGGAUCCGGAAGCUUCUCCUCCGCCGUCAACGGCGGCAAGUCCAUAGAGGAGUGCCAGGACAUGAUCAGACGAAGUCUCCGAACUCCGAUGGUGAAGUUUCUGAGGGAGCAUUUGGAGAAAGCUGGGUGUGUGGUUGGGGAAAACUUCAUCAAGGCUGUCCAUUGCGACAAGCAGAUCAGCGGCGGCUACGUUCGUGGCGAAGGGAUUGUGGUGUGUAGUAAUCACAUGAGCAUUCAAGAUGAGGUCAAUCAAGUGGUGAUACAUGAGCUAAUUCAUGCAUAUGAUGACUGUCGUGCUGCAAAUUUGGACUGGGCUAAUUGUGCUCACCAUGCUUGUAGUGAGAUUCGGGCUGGUCAUCUAAGUGGUGAUUGCCACUACAAACGGGAGUUGCUGCGGGGUUUUACAAAGAUAAGAGGCCAUGAACAGGACUGUGUGCGAAGAAGAGUCAUGAAAUCAGUAAUUGCUAAUCCAUACUGCUCAGAAGCAGCUGCAAAGGAUGCCAUGGAAGCUGUCUGGGAUGUUUGCUACAAUGAUACGCAGCCCUUUGACAGAGCUCCCUGAAACUUGCCAAUCGCUAUUUGCCGAUGCCGCACCAACUGUCCCUUCCAGUUUUCUUUUAGGAAUGAUGUUGUUCCAGACACUGACUUCGAAGGGAGUAGUAUGCCCUUAUUUUUUGAGUUGAUAUGACAUUAGUCAAUCAGAAAGUUCAUUUGAUUUAAUGGCUUUUUUCCCAUCCUCUUAGAUAUAACUGGAGGAAGCGAAUUUUACAAUUUUUGAACGUUACGCAUUGUACACGAAUGAUUGAUGUUUGUCGUAAUGACAAAUUCAAAAAUAAGAAUCCAGUGACAAAUAUGUUUUAAUGCUGA
Juglans microcarpa x Juglans regia is the source of this 977-nucleotide messenger RNA. Its product is annotated as mitochondrial inner membrane protease ATP23. Gene Ontology annotation, biological process: mitochondrial protein processing; mitochondrial proton-transporting ATP synthase complex assembly. The record is from RefSeq and is a predicted model, not a curated record. Lineage: Eukaryota; Viridiplantae; Streptophyta; Magnoliopsida; Fagales; Juglandaceae. Gene Ontology annotation, molecular function: metalloendopeptidase activity. Gene Ontology annotation, cellular component: extrinsic component of mitochondrial inner membrane. The transcript has 5 exons. The coding region runs from base 79 to 672 and encodes 197 amino acids.